GUAUUCAGGUGUGUUCAGUUGUCCCCUGUCCUCCUGUCCCUGCGGCGUCUCUGCUCGUGUCGCAUGUUUCCUGUUUCCUGGUUCUUGUCUCGGGCGCGUUCGUCACCUCCACAGCCGCAGUCUCGGUCCAGGUCUCCGGUGUCGACUCUGAACCGCGUCCGCGGACGUUACCGGGCCUUCACGCGCACGUUCGGCUCAGUGUUUGUUCUUUUUUUUUUCUUUUAAAAAAGAGAGUCACCUGUCGCUCUCUCUCUCUCUCUCUCUCUCUCUGUGUGUGUGUGUGUCUCGCUCUCUUUGUUUACCUGUUCAGACACAAACAAACAAACAACUAUAAUCCCGCGGGACUUCGCGCUUCACUUUGGACAUCAUGGAUUUUCUGGACUCGGGACAAAAGUUCAGUCCGAGGCAGGACAGUGAGUGGGACACGACGCUGCAGUUUCUUCCGGCUCCUGACACCAAACAGCUGGAGAAGAACUCUGGCCGCAGGAAGAAGCUGGGUCUGGGUCUGGGUCUGGUUCUUGCCGCUGCAGCUCUGGCUCUGAUCACUGGUCUGCUCGUGUGGCACUUUCACUUGCGCAGCGACGUCCGAGUGAAGAAAGUUUACAUCGGCUCCAUGGGAAUCAACGAGCGGCGUUUCCUGCCGGAGUACGAAGAUCCCGGCAGUCGGCAGUUCACCGAGCUGUCUGCUCUGGUUCUACGGCAGCUGAAGCUGAUUUACUCUAAAGAUUCUGUGUUGGCCAAGUACUUCACGGGCUCCACGGUGCAGGCGUUCAGUGAGGCAGACGGCGGCGGUGACGGCAUCGUGGCUUAUUACCAGUCAGAGUUCGAGGUUCCUGUGACUCAGCAGAAUUCUCUGGACGGAGCCAUGGAGUUGCUGGAUCCUCCGGCAGCAGCAGGAAGUCGACAGGGACGACUUCUGCUGAAACCUGCAGACGCUCUGAGUGUGAGGGGCGUCGUCUCACGAGCUAUAGAUCCACGAAUGACGAGGAAAUCCUUAUUUGUGAAAAAGUCGUUUGACAUCCACGUCAGAGACGCGGGAGUCCUCAGCUCUCCGGGUUUUCCAGACUCCUCUUAUCCACCAAAUGUUUACCUUCAGUGGAGACUCCGGGCCGAUCCGGGUCACAGGAUCAAGCUGGACUUCCACACUCUGAUCCUGGAGGACGACUGUGAGCAGGACUUCAUCAAACUCUACGACUCUCUGGCUGCAAUAGAACAGCGCGCUCUCACCGAACAGUGUGGUUACCCUCACAACUCCCUGUCCUUUCUGUCCUCUGGAAACGUCAUGUUGUUGACUCUCGUCACCAGUGAAGAGAGGAACUUUCCAGGAUUCAGAGCAAACUACUCACAACUGGCUGUGAGCGAACAAAAGUGUGGAGGGACACUGAGAGAGGACAAAGGGUCCGUCUCUUCUCCGUUCUUUCCCUCUAACUAUCCUCCUCGAACCACAUGUGUUUGGGACAUCCAGGUCCCAGAAGACAAGUUCAUAAAGGUUCAGUUCAACAAGUUUCAGAUGGGAAAUCACAGUGUCCACUGUCCUGAGGAUUAUGUCGACAUUGACAAUCAAAGAUUGUGUGGAAGCAAGUUAAAAAACACGGUCAUCACCAGCAGAAGCAACAAGAUGACCAUUAAGUUUAACUCCGACUCGUCUUACGUGGACCAGGGUUUCACCGCCGAGUACGAAGCCUUCGUCCCCAACAACCCUUGUCCCGGAAACUUCCAGUGCAGCAACAACCUGUGCAUCAACACCACUCUGAGAUGUGACGGCUGGAACGACUGCGGAGACGACAGCGAUGAAGACGGCUGCAAGUGCGAUGCGUCUCAGAUGAAGUGUAAAAAUGGACGCUGUAAACCAAAGUUGUGGGAGUGUGACGGGUCCGACGACUGUGGAGACAACACGGACGAGGAAGACUGUGAAAAAUGUAAACCAGGAGAGUUUUCUUGCAGAAACAGGAAGUGCAUCCCAGAGAAGCUCAGGUGUAACGGGAAAAACGACUGUUCUGACGGAUCCGAUGAGUCCAAGUGUGAAAAAUCUCUGGUUCUGCAGACGUGUUCUGAAUUCAACUUCCGCUGCACAAACGGACACUGCAUCAGUAAACUCAACCCAGAGUGUGACGACGAGCCAGACUGUGAUGACGGAUCUGACGAGGCCCACUGUGAGUGUGGGUCCAGGCCGUACCGGAGCUCGCGUAUUGUGGGCGGGCAGACAUCCCGAGAGGGGGAGUGGCCGUGGCAGGUCAGCCUCCACAUCAAAGGCACGGGUCACGUGUGUGGAGCGUCGGUGUUGAGUCGCCGCUGGCUGCUGACGGCCGCUCACUGCGUCCAAGACAACGGGCCAAACAAGUACUCUCAGGCCGACCAAUGGGAGGCCAUGCUGGGUCUACACGUGCAAAGUCUGACCAAUGAGUGGACGGUGAAGAGGAACAUUAAGCGAAUCAUUGCCCACCGUGACUACAAACCUCUGACCUACAACAACGACAUCGCUCUGAUGGAGCUGGACCAGGAAGUGCCACUGAACCAGAACAUCUGGCCCAUCUGUCUGCCGUCACCUGCCCACGACUUCCCUGCAGGUCAGGAGGCGUGGGUGACCGGCUGGGGCGCCAUGAGAGAGGGAGGCUCCACGGCCUCUGUCCUGCAGAAAGCUGAGGUUCGAAUCAUCAACAGCACAGUUUGUAAGAAACUGAUGAAUGACGAGGUCAACGACAACAUGAUCUGUGCAGGAGUUCUGAAAGGGGGCGUGGACGCCUGUCAGGGUGACUCUGGUGGUCCACUGUCAGUCACCGCCCUCAGUGGACGUGUCUUCAUAGCUGGCGUGGUGAGCUGGGGCGACGGCUGCGCUCGCAGGAACAAACCUGGUAUUUACACUCAGAUUAUCAAAUACCGCAGGUGGAUAAAGGAGAUGAGUGAUGUGUAAGUGAUGAUCAAUCUGGUGGUGUUGACUUUCAAGACUAAAAAAAUUCACAGCAGAGACAAAAACUUUUGCUGUUCCUGCAUAUAUAAUAUUAUAUAAUAUUAUAUAAUAUGAUAUUCAUGGGUUCCAAAUGGAACCCGAAUAAUUAGGCAAAAUAAAGUUCAUGAACAUUUUUUAUAAAGACUAGAUUUAAAGUCUAAAUCCUCAGCUUUAAUUGUCUUAACUAUAAAUAUAAUUUAUACUGUAGUAACUACUUUAUGUUCUGUAGCUGUUUUUAUCUGAAAUUACAAUUUUCUGGACUUUUUAUUGGCAACAGAUGUGAAUCCACUUAAAGAAAAUAUCUAUAGAAUCCAGAUAACUUUAGUGAAUGACAGGAUUAGAUUAAAGGAUCAGAUUAAAGGAUGAUGUCAGUAUUCAGUCUGAGAGGUGACUUGAACCAUUUUUGUCAACCAAUAUUUGACAUUUAAUAAUUUUGGCUCACCUUCAGAAAUAAAAAACAUAAUGUCAAGGAUUUUAAUUAUUUUAUGAUAUUUGUGGAGUAGAGCCAUCUUGUUUUUGUUACAGUUUAAAAAAAUCUAGAUUUGUUUUGUUUACUGUGUGGUGACAUGUUUUUGCUGAGUGUUUAUUUGUACAGUGUUUCUUCAUUAUUGUUCACUUUAUGGAACAAUGUUUGACUCUUUAUGAAACGAUUGUGACUAAUUUUCUGUGAUGCAUCAAAAAAAGAAAAUAUCCUCAUUAUGUCCUGCUUCAAAGUUUUAUUUUCAUUUGUUGUGAUGUUUUUAUUUAAAGAAUUGGGUGAAGGGUUUUUUGAAAACCAGUCAGUGUGGAAGUUGCAGAUAAUUGUAUGAAGUCUAACUUAUAUAUAUUGUAAAGAUAUUCAAAUCUUCAUGUAAAUUGUAAUUAAUUUUUUCAGAGAAACUGCCAAAACUCACUAUUAAACACAUCCUUAAACAAACAAAUAUUAA
This is a messenger RNA of Solea solea (common sole), 3873 nucleotides long. RefSeq names its product suppressor of tumorigenicity 14 protein homolog. Gene Ontology annotation, molecular function: protein binding; serine-type endopeptidase activity. The record is from RefSeq and is a predicted model, not a curated record. The transcript has 19 exons. Bases 368 to 2911 code for a protein of 847 amino acids. Lineage: Eukaryota; Metazoa; Chordata; Actinopteri; Pleuronectiformes; Soleidae. Gene Ontology annotation, biological process: proteolysis; acrosome reaction.